AUGGAACCGGUCCAGCGACCCAGAGGCCUAGGCUUUUGUACAACUUUGUCUUUUCGAAAGCUUUUAUUAGCUGUCAUGUUUAUUGACGCCAAGUGUCAAUUCCUGGCCAUCUGGUGGCCUCUGAAAUGCCAAAUCACCAAACGCCGAGCCAGGAUGAUGAUCGUCUUCAUCUGGAUUCUAGCAAUCCUCAUCACAGCCCCGUGGGUCAUCUUCUUCGACCUGGUGGUAGUGUUUGACGACAACCCACACGUCCGUCUCUGUCUAGAUGUAUGGCCUAACCCCAUCAGCGAAGUCCUCUAUUUUGUGAUCGGAAAUCUCAUAUUCUGUUAUAUUUUGCCGAUGGUUCUUAUAACCAUGUGCUAUAUAUUAAUUUGGAUAAAAGUUUGGAGACGUUCCAUCCCUACCGACACUCAAGAUGCUCAAAUGGAACGCAUGCAACAGAAGUCAAAGGUCAAAGUUGUUAAAAUGCUAGUCGCUGUUGUCAUACUUUUCGUAUUAUCCUGGUUUCCUCUGUACCUAAUUUUUGCGAGGAUUAAGUUAGGUGGACCCGUACAAAAAUGGGAAGAAGAAAUGUUUCCCGUUGUGACUCCUCUGGCUCAAUGGCUGGGAGCGUCGAAUUCAUGCAUAAAUCCGAUCCUAUAUGCAUUUUUCAACAAAAAAUACAGGAAGGGUUUCGUCGCCAUCAUAAAGAGUAGGAAAUGCUGCGGUCGUCUGCGUUACUACGAAACGAUCGCUUUACAAUCAUCAAGUACAUCGACGAGGAAGUCCUGGCAUUACAAUAACAAUCACGCCUCCAUGACGCGUAGGUCGCCACCGGUUGAUAAAAACGCAGUAUCUUUUAUCUUCAACCACACUGGAGUCUAA
This is a messenger RNA of Danaus chrysippus (African queen), 864 nucleotides long. The record is from the annotation of a GenBank genome assembly. NCBI's taxonomy places the organism in Eukaryota, Metazoa, Arthropoda, Insecta, Lepidoptera, Nymphalidae.